AAACACGCGUGCGCUCUGCUCCCUAGGCGGCCCGUGUAUCGCGAAGGAUGCCGGGAGUUCUUUUAUAGCUGGAGCUCAGCUGAGAGGUCCGGGUAGAUCUGUGCGAAGGCGAGCUGUAUACACAAUAAUGGCGGAGGGGGACAACAUGAGCACCAACCAGCUGGCUGCAGAGACAGCUAGCCUGGAGGAGCAUUUUCAUGGAUGGGGUGAAGUGGUCCUGCUUUCAGAUCGUGUCCUUCGCUGGGAGAAGCCAUGGUUUCCAGCUGCUAUAAUGGGAACAGUGUCUUUUAUCUUCCUGAUGAUCUAUUACCUGGAUCCUUCAGUUCUUUCUGGUGUAUCGUGUUUCGUUAUGUUCCUAUGUCUGGCUGACUAUCUUGUACCCACAUUGGCUCCCAGAAUCUUUGGCUCCAACACAUGGACCACUGAGCAGCAGCAGAGGCUGCAUGAGAUCUGCAGCAACCUUGUGAAAACCCGACGCAGGAUUAUUGGCUGGUGGAGCCGUCUUUUCGUCUUAAAAGAAGAAAAGCCCAAGAUGUAUUUUAUGUCUAUGAUCACAGUUCUUGCUGUUGUAGCUUGGAUUGGACAGCAAGUUCAUAACCUCUUCCUCACCUAUCUUAUAGUGAGUUGUGCACUUUUGCUACCCGGUCUGAACAAACAUGGAGUUAUUACAAAGUUUGUAGGAAUGGGAAAGCGGGAAAUAAACAAACUUCUGAAGCAGAAAGAGAAAAAAACUGAAUAAGGUCAAGUCAACUAUCACACUGAAACUUCCAUGGGAGCUUUUUUUUUUUUUUUUUUGAAGAUUUGGUAUUUGGGGUUAAAGCAUAUGCUUGACCUUUUUAACAUUGCCGAUCACUUCCCCCAAUAAUUACCAAUGCUGUAUCUUUCUAAACUUGUUGCACUGAAACUUGUAGUGUUUCUCUAGUGUACAAAGUCUUUAUCUCUAGAGUGUUUGACAAACUGCUGUAAUUCUAAUUUGGCCCAUGUGGGCAAAAUUCCUGUGUCCUCUAUUUUUAAUGUUUUCUCGUCCUUGUAAAUAUUCUUUAUUUUUAUCCUUGUUUAUAAUAUUUUAUUGUGCGAGUGUGGUUUAUUGUUUUAUUUUUACAAAUUACAUGUCUUCCUGCUGUCUGUGGAUGUAAUAAACUUAAUGUACAAGAAAUU
This is a messenger RNA of Rana temporaria (common frog), 1158 nucleotides long. It is a transcript of the gene ARL6IP1, whose product is annotated as ADP ribosylation factor like GTPase 6 interacting protein 1. The record is from RefSeq and is a predicted model, not a curated record. Bases 128 to 739 code for a protein of 203 amino acids. NCBI's taxonomy places the organism in Eukaryota, Metazoa, Chordata, Amphibia, Anura, Ranidae. The transcript has 6 exons.